UUCUCUUUGCUAAUUGCUUGUGUUUAUAGAUAAAUAAAUAAUUAAUAAUUAUAUUUUUGAAAUGAAUAAUUAAUUAACUUAACUAAGUCGACUUGCUAAGAUAUUGUAGAUAUAAUUUCUAAGCAAAAUGAAAACUGCUUUGAUGGUAGCUGAAAAGCCAUCUCUAGCUCAGAGUUUGGCUAAUAUCCUUAGCAAUGGAAAAUGUUCUACUAACAAGGGUUCUAAUUCACCUUGCGCAGUUUAUGAGUGGAAUGGAAACUUUAAGAGCGAACCAGUCAAAUUUAAGAUGACAUCCGUUUGUGGGCAUAUUAUGAGCCUAGAUUUUACCGGAAAGUACAAUAAUUGGGAUAAAGUUGAUCCAGUAGAACUAUUUAGCUGCCCUACUGAAAAAAAAGAGGCUGUCCCGCGUUUAAAAAUACCCUUCGUAUUGGCUCAAGAAGCUAGGGGAUGUGACUAUCUUAUUCUCUGGUUAGAUUGUGACAAAGAAGGAGAAAAUAUUUGUUUUGAGGUUAUGUGUUGUGUUGCACCGUAUAUGAAGGGCGAUGUAUAUUCACCUUCAGUUACACACCGAGCCAGAUUCUCUGCCAUUACAGACAAAGAUAUAAAGGCAGCCAUGUUAAACUUGGUUAGGCCGAAUGAAAAUGAAUCUCGCAGUGUUGAUGCAAGACAGGAGCUAGAUUUACGUAUUGGAUGUGCUUUUACAAGAUUCCAGACUAAGUAUUUUCAAGGAAGAUAUGGUGAUUUGGAUUCUUCACUAAUCUCAUAUGGCCCCUGCCAAACCCCAACAUUAGGGUUUUGUGUUCAAAGACAUGACGACAUUCAGACUUUCAAACCAGAAACAUACUGGGUGUUGCGAGUCACGGCAUCUACUAGUGAGGGGCGAGAACUGCCAUUGGAAUGGAAGAGAGUCCGAGUGUUUGAGAAGGAUAUUGCGAACAUGUUUCUGGCUAAUAUCAAAGAGAUAAAGGAAGCUGUGGUUGUGAAUAUUCAGGCAAAAGAAAAAAUAAAGCCUCGACCUGUGGCAUUAAAUACAGUGGAGCUGAUGAGGGUUGCCAGUUCCGGGCUCGGUAUUGGACCUCACACUGCAAUGCAGCAUGCAGAGCGGUUGUAUACACAGGGCUACAUCUCUUACCCUCGUACAGAGACCACCAGCUAUCCAGAGAAUUAUGACCUUAUGGGUACUCUUCGUCAACAACAGCACUCAACUAAAUGGGGUGCCGAAGUUAAAGCGCUGAUCGCAAAUGGUAUCAACAAGCCGAAAAAGGGGAAGGAUGUUGGUGACCAUCCCCCUAUCACACCAAUGAAAGCUGCUACUGAGGCAGAACUAGGCGGCGACCUCUGGCGCAUCUAUGACUACGUUACGCGACACUUUAUCGCGACAUUGUCGCGCGACUGCAAGUACUGCUCCACGACCAUCACGUUCCAAGUGGGCUCUGAGACAUUCUCGUACACCGGCAAUACGCUCGUGGAUCCCGGCUACACUGAGAUUAUGCAUUGGCAGGCGAUGGGGAAAGACGAGUUUGUGCCUCAGCUGAAUAUAGAGGAGGAGCUUCGCGCGCACGAUCACAGACUCGUCGAGUGUCAGACGUCACCGCCGGACUAUCUGACCGAGUCCGAGUUGAUCACUCUGAUGGAGAAGCACGGCAUCGGCACUGACGCGUCCAUUCCGGUUCACAUCAACAACAUCUGCCAGCGGAACUAUGUCGGUGUGGGCAGCGGCCGCCGCCUCGUACCGACCUCGCUGGGAGUGGUGCUGGUGCAUGGCUACCAAAAGAUCGAUCCAGAACUAGUUCUGCCCACGAUGCGUUCCGCCGUUGAAGAGCAGCUGAAUCUGAUAGCGGUGGGUCGCGCGGACUUCCAGGCGGUUCUCUCGCACACCACGGAAAUCUUCCGCAGAAAGUUCCAGUACUUCGUGCGAUCUAUGGAGGCUAUGGAUCAGCUGUUUGAAGUCAGCUUCUCGUCGCUCAAAACAAGCGGGAAGGCGCUAUCGCGAUGUGGCAAAUGUAGGCGAUACAUGAGAUAUAUUAUGGCCAAGCCGGUGCGCCUGCACUGCUCGCACUGCGACGACACGUACACGUUGCCGCAGAACGGGACGGUGCGCAUCUACCGCGAGCUCAAGUGUCCACUCGACGACUUCGAGCUGCUGUCAUGGUCCAGCGGGAACAAGGGGAAGAGCUUCCCGCUGUGUCCCUACUGCUACAACCACCCGCCCUUCAGGGACAUGAAGAAAGGCUUCGGUUGCAAUUCGUGCACGCACCCCACGUGUCCGUAUGGCGUCAAUUCCACGGGCGUGUCCGGGUGUCUGGAUUGUGACGGAGUUCUGGUGUUGGACCCCUCGGCUCCCAAGUGGAAACUUGCUUGCAAUCGAUGUGACGUGAUCGUGAACAUAUUCGAGGACGCGUCCCGCGUGACCGUGAGCGAGCAGUCGUGCGGCGACUGCGGCGCGCAGCUCGUGACCGUGGAGUACAAGGCGGAGCGCACGCGGCUGCCGGCCGCGCUCACGGAGAUGACCGCCUGUCUGUACUGCGAGCCGGCCUUCACCGCGCUCGUGGAGAAGCAUCGUGCGGUGACGUCACGAGGGGGCGGGGCCCGGGGGCGGGGCGCCAGGCAGCGGGCCAACAAAGCAAGAAACAAACAACCUAAAGAUAAGAUGGCGCAGCUUGCUGCAUAUUUUGUAUGAAUUAAGGCAAAUAUGUGUCGUAAACAAACAAUCACUUAAUUUAUGGUUUCUUUGUAUUGUACGUAAAUUACUGUCGAGACGUUUUUGCGUUUGUGUGUGUACGUGUACGGUCAGCAUAUUAUAAAAAUUAUAAACAGUAGUUAACAGUAUUUAAAUAUUUUAUAAGGCAAUAAUUAAACUUUAUUACCUUAAAAAAAUGUAAAUUUUUAUUGCCUACGUCAUAUGGAACCUAAUAAUAUUAAUCGAUAUUAAAAUAGUGAAUAUUAACAUUUACAUAAUACACAACAUAAUUUUUAAUUUAUGUGAGUUUUAUUUACUACACGGCCAUAUUUUCUCUGGACCUCACUGGAACGUGAAUUCCUGUUGUGUCAAUACGGUUUGCAGUUUCAUUAGCGUUACAUGUCGUGAUAUUUUCGUCUAUCACUGCUUUGCUUUUGAAGUCAUCGUUACGUUUUGACUUUUUUUGUUAAUACUUCUGUAUUUUCUAUCGUCGCUAUAAUAGUUCUAAUAAUAUAUAUAUUAGAAAAAUAAAUAUUUUUGUAGCUUA
This is a messenger RNA of Leptidea sinapis, 3227 nucleotides long. It is a transcript of the gene Top3beta, whose product is annotated as DNA topoisomerase 3-beta-1. Gene Ontology annotation, cellular component: nucleus. The transcript has 15 exons. Gene Ontology annotation, molecular function: DNA topoisomerase type I (single strand cut, ATP-independent) activity; DNA binding. Bases 128 to 2680 code for a protein of 850 amino acids. Gene Ontology annotation, biological process: DNA topological change. NCBI's taxonomy places the organism in Eukaryota, Metazoa, Arthropoda, Insecta, Lepidoptera, Pieridae. The record is from RefSeq and is a predicted model, not a curated record.